Molecule: messenger RNA, 393 nt
Organism: Entrophospora sp. SA101
Lineage: Eukaryota; Fungi; Glomeromycota; Glomeromycetes; Entrophosporales; Entrophosporaceae
Source: the annotation of a GenBank genome assembly
AUGCCUAAACUCCACGAACUAACGGCUAAGAUUAUUAGUAAAGAACUGCGCAAAGUUUACAAAAAGAAUGAGUUUUAUGGUCAGAUUAAUUACCAGUUAAAAGUCUUACCCGAAGAAACUAAUUCAUCCCAGCCUGAAACCAUUCUUGUUUACGCCAAUCUAGUUAAUCAGCAGUUGCUACAAAUCUUAGAGCAAAAUCAAUAUCUCGACAAGCGAUACUUCUUUACUUGUCAUAAGAAAAAGAGUGUGGAAAACCUCAAAGAAGCCUUGAAAUUAUUAGAAGAUAAAGUAAUCAAAGGAAAAUAUGAUGAGUUUGGUCAGCCUUUAACCGAAGAAAGAUUAUGCUCUUUGGUAGAUAAUUAUCAGUCCGAGGAAGAAGACCAAGAAAUUUAG